GCAGAAGUGAAACAGCCGCAGCCGCAAACAGAAGCAAAACAGCUAAAAGCGAUAGGAAUUUUGUACUUUUAUACAGCGCCACAAAGAAGCCACAGAAUGACCGAUCUGCGCAACGAGAUGGACAGCGAUCUGGACCAGAACUACUCCCUGAACAGCAAUGCGGACCCCAAGAACAUGCAGGAGCUGACCAUAUACGUACAAAAUCUGUUGCAGAACGUUCAGGACAAGUUCCAGACAAUGUCGGACCAGAUAAUAACGCGCAUCGAUGACAUGGGCAACCGCAUCGACGAUCUGGAGAAGAGCAUUGCGGAUCUGAUGAACCAGGCCGGGAUCGAGGGUCAGGGACCGGAGAAAUGAGAUCCGUAGCGCUGGCCCGGCCACGCCCAUACGGAAAUUGCAUCCCAAUACCAUUAGAUACAUACAUCGAACACCUGGCACCCAGUCACCCGUAUCAAGUUUACAAUUCCAGGUUCUCACAUUCAUUUAAUCUCCUUCGCACCCAGCUGCUCCCCAAGAAAAGAAAAAAAGAACACAUUUGCUCAUCCAUUUAUUGCAUAGUUUUAAGUUUCGCCCGCUCGGGGCACAUCAUAAUUUAAGUAAAGUAAUUCUUUUGUGAGCAA
Molecule: messenger RNA, 620 nt
Organism: Drosophila mauritiana
Lineage: Eukaryota; Metazoa; Arthropoda; Insecta; Diptera; Drosophilidae
Product: heat shock factor-binding protein 1
Exons: 2
Coding region: 97-357 (86 amino acids)
Biological process (GO): cellular heat acclimation
Cellular component (GO): nucleus; cytosol
Molecular function (GO): transcription corepressor activity
Source: RefSeq, a predicted model, not a curated record